UUGUGAACAAGAUGAAGAAACUUUCUCUGCAUGCUUGUUUUCUCAAUUUGAGCCUCUUGGUUCUUCUUCCCUAUAGCAAAGCCAGCCAGGCUGACAAACUUGAAGAGUUGAUUCUAUCUAGGAGUUCACAGAAGCCUCCAGUGACCCUUUCUUGGGCAGAGGAAGAUGCAUUGAAAACUCAUUCUUCUGCUUAUGUUGCAUCCCAAGAGGGGCAAAAGCAAGCUGACAAGAUUGCGGCAUUGCCUGGCCAACCCUAUGGGGUGAAUUUUGACCAAUAUUCCGGCUAUGUCACUGUUGAUCCAAAGGCUGGAAGAGCACUUUUCUAUUAUUUUGUGGAAUCUCCAUAUAACCCUUCAACUAAACCUUUAGUUUUGUGGCUAAAUGGAGGACCUGGUUGUUCCUCAUUGGGGUAUGGUGCCUUUGAGGAAUUGGGACCUUUCAGAAUAAACUCCGAUGGCAAAACACUAUAUCGCAACAAAUAUGCUUGGAAUGAAGUGGCAAAUGUGCUGUUCUUGGAAUCCCCUGCUGGGGUGGGCUUUUCCUACUCAAACACUACUUCUGACUAUGAUCAUUCAGGAGAUAAGCCUACUGCAAAAGAUGCAUAUGUUUUCCUGAUCAAUUGGUUAGAGAGGUUUCCAGAGUACAAAACCCGCAAUUUUUACAUAACUGGAGAAAGCUAUGCCGGACAUUAUGUGCCUCAGCUUGCAUACACUAUUUUGGUGAACAAUAAAUUCAGUCAACAAAAUAUUAACCUCAAAGGCAUUGCUAUAGGGAACGCUUGGAUUGAUGAUGUUACAGGUACAAAGGGGAUAGUUGAUUACUUAUGGACUCAUGCUUUGAACUCGGAUCAAACACAUGAGUUGAUUGAGAAGUACUGCGAUUACAGUUCUGAAAACAUUUCGCAAAUAUGUUCCAAUGCAACAAGAAGGGCAUUAACUGAAAAAGGAAACAUAGACUUUUAUAACAUCUAUGCUCCACUGUGUCAUGACUCUUCUCUCAAAAAUGAAUCAUCAUCUGGUUCUGUAUAUGAUUUUGACCCGUGUUCUGAUUACUACGGGGAAGCCUAUCUAAAUAGGCCAGAGGUCCAACUAGCUCUUCAUGCAAAACCCACAAACUGGUCCCAUUGCAGUGAUUUAAUAGACUGGAACGACAGCCCAACUACCAUCCUACCUGUCAUCAAGUAUCUCACCGACAGUAACAUUGUAUUGUGGAUAUACAGUGGUGAUACGGAUGCAAGGGUGCCAGUUACAUCUUCCAGAUAUGCAAUCAACACCCUCAAGCUACCUAUCCAGGUUCCUUGGCGUCCAUGGUAUUCUGGAAAUGAGGUUGGAGGAUAUGUGGUGAAAUACAAAGGAGUGACAUUUGUUACAGUAAGAGGAGCAGGACAUCUGGUUCCUAGCUGGCAACCAGCACGGGCUUUGACCUUGAUCUUCUCAUUCCUCUACGGAAGCCUGCCUCCUGCUUCACCAUGGAAGGGUUACUAAGCAUGAUCCAUGAGCUCAACUUUUACAAUUCACACACUUAAGAUGCCCUUUGUGCAAACUCUGUUAGAUUAUAAUGAAAUUUUCAGUUUAGAAUAAAUGUUUUGUUAUGCAUCAGUUGAUAGACAUGCCAUGUAACUUUGUUGUGUACAUGGCAUAAAUGCUCUCGCUUGUUAUGUUAGUGUUCCAUGUUUGCUUUUUGAUGUAUCAGUUUAUCAAACGGCUCCCUCUUUGGCUAUAUGAUUGGAAACUAGAAAUUACAAAGAUUUUCACUUUCAGUUUAUA
Messenger RNA from Glycine soja, 1766 nucleotides. RefSeq names its product serine carboxypeptidase II-3-like. The record is from RefSeq and is a predicted model, not a curated record. Gene Ontology annotation, molecular function: serine-type carboxypeptidase activity. The coding region runs from base 12 to 1484 and encodes 490 amino acids. Gene Ontology annotation, biological process: proteolysis. NCBI's taxonomy places the organism in Eukaryota, Viridiplantae, Streptophyta, Magnoliopsida, Fabales, Fabaceae. The transcript has 8 exons. Gene Ontology annotation, cellular component: vacuole.